AUGUCGCACACGGUAACCAUUAUGAGGACAACAACAACAUCAUCCAGCAACGCUAUGUUCGUCAACAGUGGUUACCUUGGGACGCUACCUGGAUUGCUCAAGCUUGCUCAACUGUUGUUGGGAGCAGCUUGCGUCGGUGUGGUCGGGUACUACCUGGAGCCAGGUUUCUAUCGUUACAAUGGUCAAAAACCUGAACUCUUUUAUUUCUUAGUGUCGGUAGCCUGUCUCGUGGGCACCUUCUGUCUGCUCACCUCUUGCCUUGUGUCACUGACCACAGCCACCAUGAUAUCAAAAACUGUUUACGAGGUGAUCUAUCACGGCGUGGCGUUUAUUUUAUACUUAGCGGCGGGCCUCACUCUCAUUAUUGAGGUUAAUCAUCAAAAAAGUAGUUAUCGUAAUGAUUACGACCCGUACUUGGCUGCUGCGGUGAUGGGCCUCGUAAUGGCGGGAUUGUACUUGCUAAGUACCUUCCUGGCGAAUCGUACCUACCGUGUGAACAAAACAAUGACUCGUGGACCAACGAUUGUGCGUGUAGCACCCACCACCGGUGACAGUGGGAGAGGCAUCAAGUGCUGCUGCUGCCGCUGCUGCGAAUGCCUCAAUUUGGGAUAUCUGACAUCUCAACAUGGAAUCAUCAAAUUAUCUGAAGCUAUGCUAGGUGGACUAUGUCAAAGUCUGCUCGUGAAGUACGGAAUGACCGAAGCCAGCGCUAUGGGGUCGGCAUUCCACGGAUUUCUGACCACAGCUUCGGCGUGUCUACUUACCACGUCACUCCUCAUCACCUGCUACGUGCUCUCUUCUAAUUCUCAACAUUUGAUAAGACAAUCAAUAUUCGAAUGUGUCUUUAACUCGGUGGCGUGCUUCAUGUACUUAUCUGCCUCUUCCUACAUGGGUAUAGCUGUUAACAUAUAUUUGUAUCCAAGAUAUUCGCUAAUCAGCAUGUACGCAGCGUAUCCUGCGAUGACUGCGGUAUACUAUAUUGGCGUCAUAGUUGGUAUUCUUCACGGCGCGGACGCAUAUAUUUCGUAUAAGUACCAUAAGGGUAUACGAUAA
Molecule: messenger RNA, 1053 nt
Organism: Parnassius apollo (apollo)
Lineage: Eukaryota; Metazoa; Arthropoda; Insecta; Lepidoptera; Papilionidae
Source: the annotation of a GenBank genome assembly